Heterobilharzia americana is the source of this 7452-nucleotide messenger RNA. The record is from the annotation of a GenBank genome assembly. NCBI's taxonomy places the organism in Eukaryota, Metazoa, Platyhelminthes, Trematoda, Strigeidida, Schistosomatidae.
AUGCAUCAUGUGGAUCGACUGCAUAAAAAUCGGAACUCAAAGACGAUGACUGAUUCAAAAUGCGUUUCUCCAGCAGCAGUUGCCAAACUUCACCAACAAAUUUUUGGUAAAACAACCGUCUCACCUAAUACGCAAAAGACAAACCAAAAUGCUUCUGUGAAUGAAGAACAAGGAGCUCAUAACGAUGUUUGUUCAUUGAGAGAAACGUGUCCUUUGAGUUACAAAAGGUGCAUCAGCUUUGCCGAUCUUACAGGCACAGAAACUUGGGGUAGUAAUGUAGUCAGCUUUCCCCCUAUCAGUUCAUCAGGAUGCACCUUAAGUUUGAAGAAGCAUGAUGAUUCUAGCUAUGGAGUUUUGCUGCGUCGUGGUCUAUUGAUUCAUCGUGUAUGUCUUCUUGGUGAUGGGGUCAUUGUAGAGGGUCGCUCUGAAGUCUUUCUUACUGAUUAUGUGUUGCAAAAUUGUUCAUGUGGUUUCCUACCAGGUGAUUACCUCGUUGCUAUCAAUGGUGGGCUUGUGAACUCAAUGUCGCGCAAUGAAAUUGUACAGUUAAUUCGUUCUUCUGGCCAUAAUCUAUGUCUAACUGUUCAACCUCUUCCUGAAUUUACUGAAUUCUCUUUUCGAUUAGUUCUUUCUCAGCCUGCUGUAGAAAAUGCAAAAGUAAAACCACAAUAUGUACAGAAUGAUAUUUCAUUGGUAGCUCUCGUCUCCGUGCGCGCAUAUAUCGCUAAACAUAGGGGUUUCAAAAACCUAUAUCUGUACUUACAGAAGAUAAAUUCAGGCUCUUCUGAUGAGUUGAAUGUAGACAGUUCUCCUGACAUGAUGCAUAAGUCUACUAGUAACGAUCAUGUGCAAUCUGGAUGUGAUGAUGAAGAUAAUAGCGAAGUCAGUUUCCCAGUUUGGGUUGCAUUUCGGCAAGGGUAUGUUUCAGGAAAAUUUCUUACCCCACUUCCCAAUGGACGAUGUCGUGUGCUUAUUUUACCUGGGCAAGAAGUAAUUGAAGUGAAUACUGAAGUUGUUGAACGUGCAAAUCCACCAAGCUUUGAUCGUGUUGAUGAUCUAAUUAAAUUACGAUAUAUUAAUGAAUCCAGUGUGACUCAUUCAUUUAUACAACGAUAUGGAUCAGGACUUAUAUUCACUUAUGCAUCUGGUGUAAAUCUUAUCAGCAUUAAUCCUAUGAUGUCACUAAAUAUCUAUUCCGAAAAAGUUAUGGAUUUAUUUACCGAUUGUGAAAUACGGUAUGACAUGCCACCACAUGUAUUUUCUGUUGCUCAACUAAUUCUAGCUCGUUUAAAACGACGCUUAUUCUAUUCAAUUGUUACAAUGGAACAACAACAACAUCUUAAUUCGGAUCCAGUAUAUAAUUUGCCAUUUUCUUUGAGUCAACAAGUACUUUGUUUAUUAGGACGUUCAGGUUCUGGAAAAACUCGUAUAUCCAAUGACGUGUUCACCUACAUGAUUUAUCAAUCUGAAAAAUCUAUGAACGGCUUCAAUCACUCGAAUCAUAAUAACAUUAAUCAUAGUAAUACUAACAAUGCUGUUUCUAGUAGGAUCAAUGCCUGUCGUUUACGUGCAUUAUUCAAUAUGCUUGAUUCAUUCACGUGUUCACGUAUUAUUCUCAAUACAAAUGGAAGUCGUGCUUUACGCCUAUUUUCAUUGGAAUUCGCUAAAAUCCAUGCAUUGCCGAUAGUGAAUCAACCGGAAGAUAUUGGUCUAAUUAUUACAGGUUUAACAACACGCCUGUUAUUAUUCGAGCGUAGUCGUGUUACAGAUCGACCUGAAAGAGAACCUAAUUUUCAUAUAUUUUAUUAUUUGUUAGCUGGUUUGGAUGAUGAAUCAAGGCAAGAACUAUUCUUGACAGAUUUAGAUGCCCCAAACCUGUUCAUGACUCGUUUACAUCGCCCAGAAGAUAAAGAGUCAGCUAAAAUCUUAUGGAAACAAUUAUGUCGUGAUGCUGAAGUUUUACAAUUCGAUUUAAAACAAGAAUGGUUAACUGGUGGAUUAACACGUCUGUUAGCUGUUAUUUAUCAUUUAGGCUGUGCUGGAUAUUGUAAUGAAUUAAAACAGGAAGAUAUGUUAUAUUUUGCAAAUUAUAAAGCUGCUCAACAUGCUGCUUACCUAUUGAAUUGUUCAUUGGAUACAUUGAAUGAGUUAAUUUUUGAACCGAUUAUUAUACAAAAGUCAACUCAUAAUAAUGUCAACACUGAUCAAAAUUCUAUAAAUUGGACUACAAAGGAUUGUUUGCAUGCAUUUGUUCAAGAUCUUUACCAUUUAAUUGUGAAUAUAUUAAUUUGUUUAAUUAAUCGUUGUGUAUCCACACCGAAAUCUGAUGAAUCCACUAAAAUGAAAGUUGCUGCUCAAUUAAUUCUAGUUGAUCCAGUCGGAUUACAGAUUCCACAUUCAACAACAUUUACAGAAUCAUCAGUGACAUUUUCAUCGUCUCCAGAACGCAACGAAAAUCCAAAAUCAGGAAAUUUUUCUGAUCUAAUAUUUAAUUAUGUUUAUGAACGUUUCAAUCAACUUUACUUUGAUAGCACCAUUAUGCUAGAUGAGCAGCGUUUAAAACAUGAUGGUUUAACUUCUCCCGUUCCAUAUGAGAAUUUUUGUCGUACAAAGAAUAUCUUAAAUUUCAUUGAUAAUACCUCAUGGUCUAAGAAUCCGAAUUCGUCCUUAAACAAAGAUACUAGUUUUAACAGUACUACUGCCUGUAAUGCUAUGUUUCCUGGAUUGUUUUGGCUUUUGGAUUCUGUUUCUCAAGGUAGUGAACUGUCUAAGUUAUCAGAAAUAUUAAGUCAAAUGUAUCAAAUACAAAGGAAACAAUAUGAAAAUCGAGAUUUACGAAUUAUUCGUCGGUUUAAACGUUCUGCAUCAUCAUUUAUACUAAAUCAUAAUUUGUCUACAACUCCUAUUGAAUAUACACCAUCUCGAAAUUGGUUCGCACCAUAUCAUCGAUCAACUUGGUGUAAAAAAAUUAUAAGUUUAUUAGGACAAUCCCAACUUGCCUCUCUACGUAGCCUUAUAGGAAUGUUAGAAUAUAAAGAGGAUUAUUUAAGUUCAUUUGUGCCUGUAGGUCCAAAUCAUAUUGGUGUUUGUUCAAAUGUGAAGUCAGUGAUGGAUUUGUUAACCCGUUCUUUGUAUGACUGUGCUGCUCAUAAUGCAUCAUAUAAUCCUAAUGAUCCUGGAUCAGGUUUCAAUGAUGGUGGUCCACCAAGUGGUAUGCAUUGGAUACAUUGUUUCUUGCCGGUAUCUACAGCUGGUCUUUGCCAAUUAAAUGAAGAAAUUUCUAUCAAUCAGUUAAUACGAACGAAUUAUGCUUCUGGUAAUCAUCAUAAUGCUACUACCAGAAUAAACAGUACUUGUAAUAAUAAGGAUAGUAAUGACAUAUUCAAUGAAAGUAAUCCCAAUCCAUCCACUUCAUAUUUACAUGAGUUAGUGAAACGUUAUCCGAAUAAAAACUUAGUGUUCAGUCCAGCUCGUAUAUGCGUUAAUUUAAUACGCUCACAGAUUCGUGGCAUAGAGUUAAUUAAUACAUUGCAAGCUGUGAAAUUAAGUUAUCCAGAUCGUUUAUCCUUGAAAGAAUUUCGUAAUCGUUUCGCCUGUCUAUUACCAUUAAGUUCAAAAGUCAAGGAGUUGAAUAAUGAUGAAUCAUCCAAUAGAACUGUUGCAAAUGAAAUUUUGAAUUCUCUACGUUAUUCUCCAGAAACAUUUCAACUUGGCAAUGCUAAUAUAUACCUUCGUACAUUUAUCAUACCUCAACUUGUUCAUCGGUUAGCCAACUCUUCUGGCUUGUUUACUACUGACCAAGAAUUGAUUCAUGUUCAACCUGCCUGUAAAUCAUAUAUAACUGACUAUGGUGAUGAAGAGAUGGUAGUAGAAGAAAGCAUAGCUCCACGUUUAGUGCCGAAAAAUGCAAAAAGUAAAAGCAUUGAAAUACAGGAAGGUCAAACAACCGACACAUCAGCUGAUUAUGAUGCGUUAGUGCACAAAAAAGGUGUGCUCAAUGGACGACCAUUUGUUUCCUUGAUCGAAUCAGAAGAUAACCCUAUGGAGUAUACCAAGUUAGCAGGAAAUUUCGGACAACCAGCUGUUGAAUGCACGCAGUUUACCCCAAGUCAUGAAGAGAAUGAUAAUAUAUUAGAUAGAAAUACGAUAGAUAAAGAAAUUAUAUUAAGCAGUCCUGGUAGAGUGUCUGUAUCUAUUUCAAGGGAGAUGGGUGAUACACAACCCUGGGAAAGUGGUCACACAGUACUAUAUGGAUCGUCAGAAACUAUAAGGCAUAAUACAGACAAUCCUGAAACUGUAUUGAAAGUUGGCUCGAAUGGAAUUAACAAAGAAAUCCAUACAACUAAACCAUCACCUCAGCCUUCAUUGAACAACUCUCAUAUUUUUGAAAGAAAAGUGGGUAUUCAUCCACUGUCAGUUUCAUUGAAAUCGGUUAGAAAUGGUUUUGAUCCUCAAGAAAAAAAUUUCGAUAAGCAAAUAAAACUUGAAGAAACUAGAUUACAUUCAUCCUCUCUCACUGAUUCUAAUGGUGAAACACAAAUUUUGAUACGUAGCAAUCCGUUGAGUCAUUCACUAGAUUGUAUGAAAAGUGAUAGUAAUGUUCAUAAGAAAGGAAUUGAUUUGACAGCUUCAUUAAAUAAUGCUGACCUGUUUCCACGAGAGCUACAACUCACAAAGCAUCAGUCUAACUUAUUAUUGAAUGAUAGAGCUGAUUGUGAUGGUAUUCAGAAUUGUAUAAUUACUACACCAGAUUUCUUAUCUGCCUCACCACAUACAAGUCGGUCUUUAAAUAUCCAGUUGACUGAAACUGAAUGUGAAUUGACGAAAUUAAAGCGUUUAUAUUCUGAAGCUGUGAAACGUAUUAAAGAGUUGGAAACUUUGUUAAAUGAAUUAAAAUCUAAAUUGUCAACAGUUUCGGCUGAAAAUAUACGUUUUAAACAGGAUCGGGAUCGUGCUAGAACUGAUUUAGAGUUGGCUGAAGAAAAUCGUCUACAAGCUGAACAACAAGUUAAGACAUGCGUUAAAGAUGGGGAGCAUGAAUCUUCAGAAUAUACUAUUUUAUAUCCUAAUGCUCCAGAAAAAUUAUUAGAAGAAUUACAUCAACUUCGUUCUUCUAAUCAUUCGUUAACCCUACAAAUGACUGAUUUACAAGCUACACUAAAUGAUUUAAAAAAAGAAUUAGAAAUAACUUAUGGAAAUUAUCAAAAAUCUGAAAAAACUAUUGAAAAAUUACGUUCAGAUUUAAUGCGUAUACAAGAUGAACAUGAAGCAAAUUACGAAGAAACUCAUAAUGCAAAUCAAGUUAAACUGAGACAACUAGAAGAAAGACUAGAUGCAACACAACAAGAGAAUUCUCGUUUAACUAGAGAUAAACAUCAAUUGGAGUUGGAAGUAUCAACACUUGAUGAAGAAUUAAAAAAUGCUUUAGCUUCUUUGAAUAAUGAUGAAAUUGAACGCAAGUUAAGAAAAGAACUGAAAAUCAUGAAGAGUCUUCUCGCUGAAAAAGAUAGCGUAAUACUUGAAAUAUCUUCAAAUCCUGAAGAUUAUCAAGCUCAAAUUAAAAAAUUGCGUGAUCGAGUCGAUGAAUUAGAUGAAUUGAAUGAAAUAGCUAAUCGUCAAAAACGUGUUCUACAAACUGAUUUAGAAGAUGUUCAACAACAGCUAUCCAGUGCAUUACGUACACAAAAAGAGUUUGCAGAAGAAUUAUCUCGUUCAAAGCGUGAACUGUUAGAAUUACAAAAUCAAUUCACUGACCAAGAAGAAGCACAUAAAGAAACACGCGAUAAGCUUCAUGGUACAAUGGCUAAUCUAACUGUUAAAGAGGCUACAAUCCAAGCACAAGUGCAGGAAAUUGAAGAAUUUCUUGUUGAAAGAAAAGAGAUGCAAUCUCAGAUAGAUGAAUUAAAGUUGAAUUUGAAUACAAAUACUAUAGAUCAGGUUCCUCGCAGUGAUUUGGAGCGUUUAGAAGCUAAAGUUCGCGAGUUGGGACAACGUUUAGAUAUUGAAGCUAGUAAUCGUAUACGUAUUCAGUAUUCACUUGAUCGUGCACGGGAAUCAAUUGAACAACUCACAAAUGAACGUGACAAGCUUUUGGCUUCUGAAGCGAAUGAACGUGAACAGAAUCGUAAACUAGCUAGACAACUUCGUGAAGCACAGCAGGAUGAAAAGGAAGCAUCUAGACGUGCUACAGCAGCUCAGCGGCGAGCUGAAGAAGCCCAAUUAGAUGCAAAUAAAGCGAUACAUGAAGCUGCAUGUUCACGUGCCGAAAUGAAUGCUUUACUAAGACGCACACAAGACUUAGAAGCGCUUAUUAGGACGAAACAAAGUGAAUUAGACUAUGAAGAUCUAUUGUUAUAUGAUUCUUCAGGUGAAGAUCUCGCUUUAGGGGGAUUGAAAGGAUCCCGAGAUCAUCUAUUGCGGUCAGCUUUGAAUCGCUCUUCUUCUAGAUCAUCUGUGGAAUAUUCUGUUUGUUCCGAUGGUGAAGGUGAUGAUAACAAUAUGAAUGAUCAUGAUAAUAAUGAUUUCAAAACAAUAGCAAAUAAAUCAAGAACUACUAACAAUACUACUAGGAAUGAUAAUGAUGAUUUGUUAACUAAUCCAUUUACAGGAAAAAAAUCCUACGGUCGUUCUCAUCGAGGUGUACAUAAAUUUUGUUUGCUCAAUCGGGCAUUUUCUGAUGAUAAUCUUCCAUACUUGCCAAAUCGUUUAUCAGAUCACCUGACCACAGCGACUACUACCUAUUGUGAAUCACUGCCCAAUAAUUCAUUCAAUGAUAGUAAAACCAACAGCGCAAGACAGCAGCCUAUUAAACGUAAGAAACGUCAAUCACUAUUACAGUCAAGAUCUGCUUCUUCAUUUGUCUCAUUUUCAAAUAAUUCUAGUUCUGUUGGGAAUAAUUCUUCACAAACAUGUAAAGCACAAACUUCGGACGAAAAAAAUCUUCAUUCUUCAUGUUUAACUUCUAUGAACAGUAUUGAGACAACAAGCGUUUGUACUCAUGAUAUACAACCAGAAAUUAGUGCUAUUACUCCUUCUAAUAAUAGUAAUGACAAUACUAAAAGUCAACCUAAUGAAAAUAUGUUGUUCUCUUCAAAUGUAUGUGUUUUAACUUCACCGAAAUUUAAACAAACUGUCACCAUUAAACAUGUUUAUCCUGAUUCGAUGCAAAAAUCAAAUUUGGAAAUAUAUCUCACAGAUGAUUCUAACAAAGAUCGUAAUAACAAUGAUAAAAAUUGCACUAAUUGUAACAGCAAUCGUAGUAGUGUUAACUCAAGUAAUAACAGUAGCAAGUGUACUUGUGGUAAUUACAUUAUUGAUGUAACACCACGUAAUCAAUCACCUUGUGUAUCACCUUCACCAACUUCAAUAUCUCAUAGUUUUGACCUAUCGAAUAAAACCAAUUUUGAAAUAUUUCACUAUGGUAAAUUGAAUACAUCAACUACCAGCUCAUAG